UCUCGCAGAAUUGCGAAUUGGCACGUUCGAAUUAGGGCUGGUAUAUUUUAGUAUUAUUCUUUCAAUAUUUGAACUUUUUCACCAUCAUCAAAUUUCUCUCUUAAACAUAUAAAUACUAUAAUAAAAAAACAACUGGAGACAUGUUAUCAAGGCACUUAAAAACAGCUGACCAAUUCAGCUGGCAUCAUUUGGCUAUUGCAAAGGUGCGGUCAUAUGCGGUGCAAGCGGAAAAGCAGUCAAAAAAUGUAACUGACGUCAGCUUAGAGAAUGCACGUCCAUACUCAGAAGUGCCGGGACCAAGUAAAUUGGAGCUUAUACGUUUAUUUCUGCCUGGAGGAGAAUUUUCAAAGAAACCAUUUUUUACCGCCAUAGCGGGCAUGGAGAAAAAGUAUGGUCCAAUUUUUCGUUUCCCUGGUGUAUUUGAUAAGCCAGAAAUUGUAAUCAAUUUAAAUCCGGCAGAUUACCCGAUUAUUUUCCGCAAUGAGGGAGCUUGGCCGGAUCGCCGCGUUUUCGACACAUUCGUCUAUCAUCGCGAAAAGCAUCGAGGCGAGUUCUUUCAAGGUGUCGAGGGCGUUAUAUCUACCUCGGGAGAGAAAUGGGCCGAAAUGCGCACAGCCGUUAAUCCAAUACUGAUGCAACCGAAAAAUGCAAGCUUGUACUUGAAUACACUCCUAGAGGUUAAUAAUGAAUUUUUGGAAAGAAUUCGGUACAUCCGCGAUCCCACUACACUUGAGGUGCCUGGCGAUUUUAUCGACGACCUAAGUCGGCUUGCUUUAGAAGGUAUCGCUGGCAUUGCACUUAACACACGUCUCGGUUUGAUACAUAAAAAUCGUGACUCGUCCGAAAGUAAGACUAUCAUGAAGUCUGUACGCAGAUUCUUUGUACUCUCAGAAGAGCUGGAAAUUAAGCCAUCUAUAUGGAAGUAUGUGAAAACUCCGAAGUUCUACGAAAUGAUGAGAACACUCGAUACACUCACCGACAUUUGCAAUAAGUACAUCAGCGAAGCGUUAAAGCGCAUCGAACACGAUAGUGAAGGCAAACUCGCCUCGGAGGUAGGAAAGGAGAAGAGUGUGUUGGAGAAGUUGGUGCGCGUUAAUAAGAAAUUUGCGGUUGUUAUGGCGCUGGAUAUGAUGGUAGCUGGUAUUGAUACGACGAGCUCUACUUUGACUGGCCUACUGCUGUGCAUUGCAAAGAAUCCCGAUAAACAGCAAAAACUCUUUGAGGAAAUCAAACAAAUUCUACCGCAAAAAGAUUCACAACUUAAAAUUGAGAAUAUGCAAAACUUGCCGUAUUUGCGCGCCUGCAUCAAGGAGGCCAUGCGCCACUACCCUAUUCUACCAGGAACAGUGCGACGCCUGCCUAGUGAUGUAGUGCUGAGCGGCUAUCGAAUACCCGCCGGCACCGACAUAUCCAUAGGCGCAAAUUUACUGAUGCGUGACGAGCGUUAUGUGCCCCAACCGGAUAAGUUCAUACCGGAGCGUUGGCUGCGCAAAGACAAAUCCGCUCAAGCUUUAGAAGGUCAGAUUAGCAAUCCAUUUUUGUAUGUACCCUUUGGCUUUGGGCCACGCAGCUGUGUGGGGAAACGUAUUGUCAAUAUGGAGUUGGAAAUUACUUUAGCGCGUUUAGUGCGAAAUUUUUAUAUUGAAUUUAAUUAUCCAACAGAAAAUGCAUUUGAAAUGAAGUUUAUGAUUGUGCCGCAGAUACCACUGAAAUUCAAAUUCGCAGAGAGGAAAGAAUAACUUAUGAGGACGAAGGAGCAAAGAAAAGAGCGGGAGAUGGAGCAUUCAACUGAAAAAAUAUUUUAAAGUGCACUGUAAUGCCUUUUGCAUAUCUUUAUCCCAUAGUAUUUUUUGAUAUCCGAUAUUCGAUAUUUUGUUUUCUUAGCCCUUAAAUGCCGAAAUUUUUCUUUUCCAUCGAAAUAAAUAAUUUGCUACCUUAUUCAAUUCUAAA
Molecule: messenger RNA, 1950 nt
Organism: Anastrepha obliqua
Lineage: Eukaryota; Metazoa; Arthropoda; Insecta; Diptera; Tephritidae
Product: probable cytochrome P450 12e1, mitochondrial
Exons: 6
Coding region: 141-1739 (532 amino acids)
Molecular function (GO): iron ion binding; monooxygenase activity; oxidoreductase activity, acting on paired donors, with incorporation or reduction of molecular oxygen
Source: RefSeq, a predicted model, not a curated record